Messenger RNA from Cylicostephanus goldi, 381 nucleotides. The record is from the annotation of a GenBank genome assembly. Lineage: Eukaryota; Metazoa; Nematoda; Chromadorea; Rhabditida; Strongylidae.
AUGAUGCAGGUUGCGUUCCUCAUUUUCGCUUCGUUCUCUAUCAGUGUGAACGCAUUUGCAGUUGAUUUUAAAGAUGAAGAAGGACCGUUUGUCCCGAUCGCCACAGAACAAUUCAAAUCAUUUCUUGGUCGACAUCAAACAAAAUGCGAAGAGUUUCAACAUAAAUGCAAACGAUUCGCAAAGUGCUUCUGUGAUUGCAAAGAGCAGUUAAUCCGCGCAAGUGAUCUAGAUGAUGCGGCUGAAUCUCUGACUGAGGAGCAGCGUAAAGAAUCUGAGUCUGUGAUGACAAAUCCUUGUGUGGGAAUGUUCGCAUAUUGCCUCUCUGUCGAUUUCUUCACCCUGAAGAGAAUCCUCAGAUUAGAGACACCGGAUGCAUUCUAA